Molecule: messenger RNA, 789 nt
Organism: Mesorhabditis spiculigera
Lineage: Eukaryota; Metazoa; Nematoda; Chromadorea; Rhabditida; Rhabditidae
Source: the annotation of a GenBank genome assembly
AUGCAUCGAUUACUCGGGGAUUGGAGCGACAAGAUUACGUUCGGGGAGAAGCCGAUAUCGAUUCCGGCGAAGAACGAUCGAUACAAGGCCGUCCUCUACGAUGGCGACAUGCUACUCUCACCUGGGCAGCUGCAAAAAAUUGCCGACAAUGCGAUUGGUGGGCGACAAAAACGCGAGGCGUACCUGGAUGAAUUCUACCCAUCAACGAUCUGGCAAGACGGGGUGCCUUACGAGUUGCAUAGCUCGUUGUGUGACCCUCGUCGCCCGUCUCUCCGUGCUGCGCGCCAUCCGAUUCUGGGCCGCGCAUACGUGCAUCAAGUUCCGACCGCGCACCAAGGAAAGCUUCUUUUGAGGUUUGUGGGCUACGAGAGCGGGUGCUGGUCAGCUGUGGGGAGAGAUGACACGGAGCCCAUACAGAUUGUCAGCAUUGGAAGGGGAUGCGAGCAUUUUGGUGUCACGAGCCACGAGCUGGCGCAUGCCCUCGGCGUCUUCCACGAGCAGUCCCGGCACGAUAGGGACAAAUUUGUCACCCUGAAUUCGAGAGCCGUCGACCGAGAUAUAUUGUACAAUUUUGCAAAGGUGGCGGAAACGGUGAGAAAAUUCGAGAUCUCCAUCGUUCAAACGGGGAACACGCUGAAGGAUAAGAUGUGCGUCUACCAGUUGAGGGCCCCGGCCGGCAAGAAAAUCCUGCUCAACCUCCUUCGAGUAUCCGGGAAAUGCAUCGAGGGUUGUUACGUCGAUGGGGUUGAGGCGAAGAUGAGAAAGGACAAACGGCCGGUUGGAUAUAGG